This is a messenger RNA of Cyclopterus lumpus (lumpfish), 2038 nucleotides long. RefSeq names its product E3 ubiquitin-protein ligase TRIM21-like. Gene Ontology annotation, molecular function: zinc ion binding; protein binding. Bases 220 to 1866 code for a protein of 548 amino acids. The transcript has 3 exons. Lineage: Eukaryota; Metazoa; Chordata; Actinopteri; Perciformes; Cyclopteridae. The record is from RefSeq and is a predicted model, not a curated record.
UUCUACGUCACAUUCCGGAAACGAAGCGUAAGUUGGUCAGAGUGGCAGAAACACUGCAGUCGAGACAAGUCUCUGCUUUUCUCUCAGAGACGAUUCAAAGUGACGUCAUCAGGUUUUUGUCAACAACACAACGGAGUCUCUUCCAAACACUGAGACAAUUCAAAGUGACGUCAUCAGGUUUUUGUCAACAACACAACGGAGUCUCUUCCAAACACUGAUAUGGCUUCAAACUUUCUGCCAUCUGAAGAUCAGUUCCUGUGCUCCGUCUGUCUGGAUGUGUUCACUGAUCCAGUCACCACACCAUGUGGACACAACUUCUGCAAGAAGUGCAUCAAUGAUUACUGGAAUACCAACAACCAGAACAUGUGUCCAAUGUGUAAAAAGGUUUUCUUCUCAAGACCUGAGCUGCUCGUCAACACCUUCAUGUCUGAGAUGGUUUCUCAGUUCAGACAGUCGGCUCAACAGAAAGCCAGCAGCAGCAGCUCAGAGCAACAAGAGUCCAAACCAGGAGAAGUUCCCUGUGACGUCUGCACUGGAACCAAACUGAAGGCCCUGAAGUCCUGCCUGGUGUGUCUGGCCUCCUACUGUGAGACUCACCUGGAGCCUCAUCUGACAAUGUCAGGCCUGAAGAGACAUCAGCUGAUUAACCCUGUGGAGAACCUGGAAGACAGGAUGUGUACGAAGCACGAUAAACCUCUGGAGCUGUUCUGUAGGACCGACCAGACGUGUGUCUGCAUGCUCUGCACUGUGUUAGACCACAAGAUGCACAAUGUUGUUCCUCUGAAGGAAGGAUAUGAAGGAAAGAAGGUUGAGCUGGAGAAGACAGAGGCUGAACUUCAGGAGAUGAUCCAGAAGAGACGACUGAAGAUUCAGGAGGUCAAACACAAAGUGGAGCUCAGUGAGGAAGAUGCAGACAGAGAGAAAGCAGAAGGUGUUCAGGUCUUCACUGAUCUGAAGGAGUCUGUUGAGAGAAAACUGAACGAGCUCAUCAAUACGAUAGAAAAGAAGCAGAGAACAACAAAGAAACAGGCUGAAGACUCCAUCAGAGAGCUGGAACAGGAAAUCUCUGAGCUGAUGAAGAGAAGCACUGAGGUGGAGAAGCUCUCCCUCUCUGAAGACCACCUCCACCUCCUCCAGAGUGUCCAGGCCCUAAACAUCCACCAUCCACCACCCACCAAGGACUGGUCUGAGGUCAGUGUUCCUCCAGCAUCAUAUGAGGGGACUGUGAGGAGAGCUGUGUCUCAGCUGGAGGAGACUCUCAGUAAAAAGAUCAAGAAGCUGGUUACUGAAGUUAAGCUGAAGAGGGUCCAGAAGUUUGCAGUGGAUGUGACUCUUGAUCCUCAAACAGCUCAUCCUGAUCUCAUCCUGUCUGAUGACGGGAAACAAGUGAAUCAUAGUGAUGUGAAGAAGAAUCUCCCAAACAACCCAGAGAGAUUUUCUUCGUGUACUUGUGUCCUAGCAAAGCAGAGUUUCUCUUCAGGCAGAUUUUACUUUGAGGUUCAAGUUAAAGGAAAGACUGACUGGGAUUUAGGAGUGACCAGAGAGUUGAGCAAAAGGAAGGGACCAAUCACACUGAGCCCUCAGAAGGGUUACUGGACUAUAUGGUUGAGAAAUGGAAAUGAGUACACAGCUGGUGCCGACUCUCCAUUUGUUCUCUCCCUGAAGUCUGGUCCUCAGAAGGUGGGGGUGUUUGUGGACUAUGAGGAGGGUCUGGUCUCCUUCUAUGACGUAGAAGCUGCAGCUCUCAUCUACUCCUUUACUGGCUGCUCCUUCAGGAAGAAACUCCUCCCAUACUUCAGUCCUGAACCUAAUCAUAGUGGUAAAAACUCUGCACCUCUGAUCAUCUCUCCUGUUGGAGUAAACUAAUUUGACUUUGAGUAAAUCAGCUAAAUUAGUUCUACCCACAGAAAAAAUUGAUUAAUAGUUUUGUCAUGAAGCUUCAUUAAGAGUGAGGCCUAUUGCAUUUAUAUAGUGUUUACAGAAUACACUAUGUGUUAUUGUGUUAUUAAAGUUAAUAAAUAGAAUAAAUGCAAAUGUU